Echinococcus granulosus is the source of this 3351-nucleotide messenger RNA. RefSeq names its product Xenotropic and polytropic retrovirus receptor. Gene Ontology annotation, cellular component: plasma membrane; cytoplasm; Golgi apparatus. The transcript has 15 exons. Bases 1 to 3351 code for a protein of 1116 amino acids. Gene Ontology annotation, biological process: phosphate ion transport; cellular response to phosphate starvation. Gene Ontology annotation, molecular function: inositol hexakisphosphate binding. The record is from RefSeq and is a predicted model, not a curated record. NCBI's taxonomy places the organism in Eukaryota, Metazoa, Platyhelminthes, Cestoda, Cyclophyllidea, Taeniidae.
AUGAAGUUUGCGGAGCAUUUGUCUGCACAUCUUACGCCUGAGUGGCGAAAGCAAUAUAUCGAAUAUGAAGCUCUUAAGGCAAUUCUUUAUAAGGCACUGGAUGAUUUUGAAGAAUUACCAGUCGUUGAUGCUGUUACCGUCGGCGAGCAUUUCGAUGAGUGCGACACUGUGUUUUUUGCUAUGUGUCAAGCUGAGUUGGAUAAGAUAAAUAAUUUCUUUGCAGAAAAAUUGGCUGAAUCUAAGAGAAAAUUUGCAGCAAUAAAAGACGAAUGCGACCGACAUUUUCCUACAAGACGUCGAGCUCCGAUUGCAUCGCUCUAUCUAAAUAGUCCCGCGGCAGUCAUCGAGAACGAACCCGCACGGGAUGCUAGUGUAUAUCGUAAUGCUGAGCGACCACUGGAAUACACGCACAGUUCAGUACAUCGUAUUAAUGAUAUGGACAUGCUGCGCCGACGUAGGAAUACCUUUCGACUUAAAAAGGACGAAAAACGUUUUGUUCAUGCGUCUCGACAAGUUGGACAGAAUGAAGAGACACCUCGUUUGAAAAUUUAUGAUCUUAAACUCGCAUUGAGUGAAUUCUAUCUAAGUCUAGUGUUGCUGCAGAAUUACCAAAGCCUCAACUUUACGGGUUUUAGAAAAAUUCUUAAGAAGCAUGACAAGUUAUUUCAACGUUCAAAUGGUCUGGAAUGGUAUAGAAAUACUGUAUCAGCAGAACCAUUCCAUAUAGAUGAUUCAGUUGAUGCAAUGAUAGCUGAAGUCGAGGAAACAUUUACGAAACUCGAAGGUGGGAACCGCCAGAAAGCGAUGAAACGGCUUCGAGUGCCUCCGCUUGCCGCUCAGUUUUCGUAUCCUGCAUUUCGCCUCUUCCGAGGAAGCUUUUUGGUCAUUUACUACGUCUGCAUGGUCGGAGUCAACGUCUACGGCUGGCGAAGCUCUGGCGUCAACCACGUGCUCAUUUUUGAGAUCGACCCCCGUUCCCAUCUGAAUCAAUUUCAACUCAUGGAGAUGGGCAUGUUUUUGGCAGACUUUUGGGGUGCCGCGGUGUUACUCUACCAAUUUUCCGAUUUAAUCCACUUUCCUGGCUACGUGACCCCACUUGUCCUCUUCACCACCAUGCUGGUCUUCCUCCUCUUGCCCUUUCACAUCUUCUACUUCAAAUCUCGUCUCUGGCUUCUCAAGAUCUUGUUUCGGAUCAUCCGCGCGCCACUGGCUAGAGUCCGCUUCCCCGACUUCUUUCUCGCCGACCAAUUGAACAGUCUUUCAUUUAUCCUGCCAGAUUUUGCCUAUUUCCUUUGCUUUUUCAUCAACUUCAUUGAUGAUCAUAUGAUGAUCAAAAGCAGUCUUCGAAAUUCUACGAUCCCACCUCCCGGUGCCAGUCGGCUAUUUGUGCCAAAGGCGGGCUUCUGUGACGGCAUGAUGUGGGGUCUGCAGCCCAUACUGAAGGCGCUUCCAGCGUGGUGGCGUUUUCUCCAGUGCCUUCGACGAUACCGCGAUCUGACCAUUAAGUCGCCAGUUCCGCAUCUGAUGAACGCUGGCAAGUACUCUACCACGCUCAUCGCUAUCGUCUGCUCCGUCAUAUCCUCUAUCAAUCAUCAUACAGCGUUUUUCGUACUGAUGAUUCUUUCAAAGCUGUGCAGUUCAAUAUGUACAACGACAUGGGACCUGGUGAUGGACUGGGGCCUGAUGGACUGCAGUUCAAAGGAGAAUGUGUUGUUGCGAGAUGAAUUGGUCUACCGCUUCCGAGCCUAUUACUAUGGGGCCAUUUUAGAAGACGUCAUCAUCCGUUUCGCAUGGAUCUUGCCUCUCGUCUUCUCGCACUUCCGAAUCGUUGAUGUCGAAAUCAUUACCACUAUUGUCAUGUUUGCCGAGGUCACCAGGCGGAUAAUUUGGAAUUUUUUCCGUCUUGAGAACGAGCAUCUAAACAACUGCGGCAAUUUCCGUGCAGUGCGUGAUAUCGGUAUUGCCCCAAUACGCAAGGAGACGUCGCCGCAUCCUAUCACACAGGAGGGCGAUAAAGCCUUCGGAAUGUUUAACCAACUCUACACACUCAAUCAGAACGACAACAGUAGCAGAGGGAGCAACAAUAACCGAAGUAUCGAAGAGAAUAAUCAGGGCUUUGAUGAGGGCGGUAGCAAUGGCACUGUUGGUGGUAUUGCUAUGGAAAACGCGCCACUGCCAACUACUCUGGCGGAUUACGCCAUGUUUCUACAACAAAACAACCGCAAGAGUCUUUGGAAUCACCUCCGCAACGCCUACUUGCAGACGAAAAAGGAGAAGCGACGGAGACUGGACUUUGAUCGUAUCGUCAGUAUGGAGGAAGCCCUAAGAGCGGCUCAAAUGAAUGUCCAGUCGAAGUCGGGGUCAGCCACCCUGACACCGCGUGGGGCAACACCGACAAGGGACCCGGGAAAGGUUCAUGCACAACUCUGUGAAAAGGUGCAGCAGCCCUCUUCCACCACCACUGCCCAAUCCGCCCCCACUAUAACCCAACAGCCCGAAAAUAUCCUGUCAUUGCAGCCACCUCCACUGUCACAAUCGCUGCCGAAGACAGCCCCGCGCCCGAGCAAGAGCGCACGCAGUCGGAGCAUCGCAGUAGACGGCAGGCAGCGUAGGGCUUUUGCCAAGCCCCAGCAGUCGGCGUUGGUAAAGAACCGUGCCUCCGCGCGCCUCACACCAGCUUACUCCGUCGGUGACCUCUGCGGCUUCCAUGCCAAUGCUCCGGGCAUCUCCCCGCCCCACUCCGAGGAGGCCAACAUUAAUUGCGGCCCCGAUCCCGCCAUCACGCCCGAGAUGCUAUCUCAAACGCACAGCGAUGAUUCCCCCGGCGACACUGUUCUGCCCAUUCGAACAAGCCUCUUGGCCAAUCGACUGCGUGAGCUCCUCAACACAUUUAGCAGUGGCCAUUUCACCGCCACUCCCUCAUCUUCAGUGCCGAUGGUGGCAAGUGGAGGAGCCAGUCGGCCGAAACGAUGGCAAUACGACGCCGCCAGGGGGCACCGGACAGUAAAUGCCCAAACAACUCAGCAUGGGCGAUUCAGUAAGGAGGAAGAGGAUGAGGUGAAGGGCAGAGGCGGUCUGGUUAGUGGGCGGAGUGGCCAUUCCAGAGACGCAGUCCGGCGGAGAAGUAUUAGUGCCCUGAAACCUUCUGUACUGGACUCUAGUGAAGGGACGCGGAACGCCCCGAUGGACCUCAACUCGAGUCCUCUAGUUGAGGACACCGAGGAUGUGGGACAGGCUCAAUUACGAGGCAACCAGAAUCCUCAAACGUCUUCUCGAAAUCCUUCAUCAAUAUACCCGACAAAGUUUACCGUUGAACCUACCGAACAUCUGGACGAAGUGGCUCGAUUCUAA